AUGCACAAGAAAGAUAAACAGCGUACAGCAGACGCUAUGUUAACAGUUCAUAAUGGAAAUUCUACUUCAUUAUUAGAAGGAAGAAACAACGCACAAUCAGUUACACCACCAAACUCUGGGGAAGCAAAUAGAGAUAUGACAUCUGCGUCCUCGCAAUCCACAACUCCGAUCAUGGCAACGCGAGCACCACCACUGCCACCACGAUCAUCGGACACGGCAGAUCCAUCUGCUUUCUUUAAUACUCGCGCGAAUGCUGCUACAACUGCAAAUUCGUCGUCAACACUUUCUUCUUCAACACGAUAUCCAAAACCGGCUCUUUCUUCGUCGACACUGCUUCCAUCUUCACUACAAUCGGCCUAUCAACGAGGAGCACAAUCAGCCACUUCAGCAGCAGAUCAGAUUGAAGCGGAUAAGAUGGAAGUAACAAAUAUUAUUGCAAACUAUGCAGUGGAACCACUGGAAAUGUUGCAUCUUGGUGAGUGA
Messenger RNA from Rotaria sp. Silwood1, 483 nucleotides. The record is from the annotation of a GenBank genome assembly. Lineage: Eukaryota; Metazoa; Rotifera; Eurotatoria; Philodinida; Philodinidae.